AUUUCCCUCACUUACCCCGCCACUUUGUCUCUUUUCUCCUUUCCACUAAGCCCUAUCCAUAAAGUCUCUGUAUUAGCCAGACCACCAUUGAUUGAUUUCCACCCAAAAAUUCUUCGUGUUUUUCUCUCUGAGAUUUCCAAACCAGCUAUUUGAUGGACCUUUGUGUCUCAAACCACCACACAACUCCUACUCUUCCUUCCGCUCUGUAUAAGCCCCAGAGGACUGCUAAUUUCUCUCCCAAGUCCACCGUAAAUUUCUCGACCACACGGCGAUUUAGGCCCUUGACCGUUAUCGCCGCCGCCGGAGCCAGCCACUGCGAGUUCAGCAGCCUGAACUCUCCCCUGGUUCCGAGGUCUCCGUCCGGAAAUGACCUGCUCGGCGUCUUGCUCAACCAUCCGCAGUUGUUUCACAUCGCCGUUGCCGAUGAACUGAAACACCUCGCCGAUGAUCGAGACGACGCCGUUAACCGUAUGAUCUUCAGCGAUGGUUCUCCUGAGGCCUGCCUUCACAGGAGGAUUGCAAAACUAAAGGAGAAUGAGUGCCAAAUUGCUGUCGAAGAUGUCAUGUAUCUUUUAAUCUUUUACAAAUUUUCUGAGCUCAAAGUUCAUUUGGUUCCGAAGCUCUCUAGAUGCAUCUAUAAUGGGAGGCUGGAGAUUUGGCCUUCAAAAGACUGGGAGCUAGAGUCAAUUCAUAGCGACGAGGCUCUAGAGAUGAUAAGGGAACAUGUGACCACAGUGAUUGGAUUGAGAGCAAAUGCUAGUGUGAAAGAAGCCUGGGCAACAACUAAGAUCACACGAUCCAUACUUGGCCGAGUUUAUGUAGCCUCCAUCUUAUAUGGCUAUUUUUUGAAGUCCGCCUCGUCAAGGCUCAACUUGGAACAGUGCCUAGCUAUGGAAAGCCAAGAACUGACUCAUAGGAACUCUCUAAAAUUUCCAGAGAUUUGUUCUUAUGGAGUAAAACAUCUUCUCUUCGGUCGACUUAGCAGCACAAAUUCCAAAUCAUACGGAGAAGGAUCAAGCAGGUUGGUGAACAGACCUGAAAAGUUAAGAUGUUAUGUGAUGGGGUUUGAUCCUGAUACAUUACAAAGAUGUGCAAAGCUUAAGUCUAAGGAGGCCAUGAACUUGAUUGAAAAUCACAGUCGUGCACUUUUUGGGGAUGAGACAUCAACAGGUUUUCUUGAGAGUGAAGAGGUUAUCUUGACCUCAUUUUCGAGCCUGAAAAGGCUUGUAUUGGAGGCUGUUGCUUUUGGAUCUUUCAUUUGGGAAACCGAAGACUGCGUUAACACUGUUUAUAAGCUGAAGGAGGGCUAAUUUAGUAAGAACACUCUCGAGGCUAUUUUAUGUUAGCAAACUAAUGGCUAUUUGAGAUGUUUCUCUCUUGUAAAUAGAAGGAAGGAUUGUCUUUCUUUUACUUUUCGAUUUUCCAAUGUACAGUUAUAGUAAAUUAGUAAUAUUUGAAAAUAGUAUAUAUUGUAAUUGCAUGUUGGUUAAUGUUUA
Messenger RNA from Ziziphus jujuba (common jujube), 1496 nucleotides. RefSeq names its product UV-B-induced protein At3g17800, chloroplastic. The record is from RefSeq and is a predicted model, not a curated record. NCBI's taxonomy places the organism in Eukaryota, Viridiplantae, Streptophyta, Magnoliopsida, Rosales, Rhamnaceae. Bases 153 to 1310 code for a protein of 385 amino acids. The transcript has 2 exons.